Molecule: messenger RNA, 480 nt
Organism: Cotesia congregata
Lineage: Eukaryota; Metazoa; Arthropoda; Insecta; Hymenoptera; Braconidae
Source: the annotation of a GenBank genome assembly
UUCGGGUUAAUUAUCAAUCCGCGAAUAAGUAUGAAAAUGGCCCAAGAAUUAAAUGAAAUAAAUCUAACUCACCAGGAGUUGCAAAUUCUUUCGGAGUUAGACAGCCGGCAGUUUGGGCUUCUCAAGUUAAACCAACCGGAACAUGCCAAAAAAAAGGCAUUGGUUGUGAAAGCUAUCAAGUAUCUGGAGAAGAUGCUGAUACAGGCCCAAGCUGAGCAGACUAAAAAACGGAAAAGAAAAGCCGACUGUCUAGAUGAUGAAAAUUAUAAAGAUAAAUUUGAUGAUGAGGAUAAAGGAAUUAGCAUAGAUCCUAAAACAUAUUGCAAAUUGGGCCAUUUUCAUUUACUUCUUGAAGAUUAUAGCAAAGCCAUGUCAGCGUACCAGAAGUUUUUCAAGUUAAAAGCCGACUACUGGAAGGACCCUUGUUUUCUUUUCGGACAAGGACUUUGUUAUUAUCACUUCAAUGCCUACCAGUGGUGA